Molecule: messenger RNA, 1529 nt
Organism: Thalassophryne amazonica
Lineage: Eukaryota; Metazoa; Chordata; Actinopteri; Batrachoidiformes; Batrachoididae
Gene: tmem256
Product: transmembrane protein 256
Exons: 4
Coding region: 63-407 (114 amino acids)
Source: RefSeq, a predicted model, not a curated record
GCGGAUUUUACGUAAGGACCGUGAAGGCAGCACGGUGGACGGCCAGUUCCCUCAAAUCCAACAUGAACGCCGCUGUUGCUGUUCGAAGGUUAGCAGCGCUGUCAGGGGCCUCUGCAGUGGUUGCUGGCGCAUACGGGGCUCACGGUUUUAAAAACACCAAUCCUGAUGAUUAUCAACUUAUGCUUUUUGAAACAGCUAACAAGUACCAUUUCUACCACAGUCUGGCUCUGCUUGGUGCUGCCCACUCUCGCAAACCUGCUGUGGCUGGUACCCUCCUGAUAGCGGGCAUGGGGAUGUUCUGCGGGUCAAUGUACUACCAGGCCCUAACGAGAGAUCCUAGUCUCAGCAAGAUGGCUCCUGUGGGGGGCGUUGCUAUGAUCGUUGGCUGGCUGGCCAUCAUACUCUGAAAGUACCAUAGGGCCCGACGUAAGAUUCUGAAGUAUAACACUGCUAAGAGACUAGCAGAGCUGCCAUGUCACUGCGCCUGUUGUAUGACCUGGCACUCCUCUGGUUUGUGGGUGUAAACACGUGAUAAGCUUAUCACUGUUGUAACACCGCUGUCUGUUUGCUGAUCAGAGCCCUUUGUUUAUUUCUUCUCAGUCAUAACCUCCAUUUUGUUACGUGUACAGUGCAUCCGGAAAGUAUUUACAGCGUUUCAUUUUUUCCACAUGUUGCAGGCUUAUUCCAAAAUGAAGUCAAUUCAUUUUAUACCUCAAAUUUCUACUUACAACACCCCAUAAUGACAACUUGUUUUUUUGUUUUUUUUUUUAAAGAUUUUUGUUCAACAACCAAUAUAUUUUAUAUCUGGGGGAAGGGGGGCACAAAACCCCCACACACAACCCUGUGGCAACCCCUUCCACCCCAUCCGAUAAGUCUCCAAUUACAAGUUUCCUACCAAAGCACAUGGGGCAAUGAUUCAAAAAAUUUAAGUGAAAUGAAAAUUAUAAGCUACAGAUAUUCCUUUAUCUUUGCUGCUGUGCUGAAAUGGUACUAGCUUCAGCGUCAUGCAUUUUUGCCACUAAUAGUUCCAUAUUAGUGAUGUCAAAAUAUGUGUUGAUCCAUUGAGUGUUGGUGAGGGCGUGAGGUGUUUUUCAGGGGACAACCAGCACCUUUUUGGCUGCAGUGAUACCUGUCAAGACAGUCCAUCUUUUUGCACCUGUUAGUUUCAGUGAGGUGGUCUCAUUCAAAAGUAACAGUAUGGGAACUUUUUUCACAUUGUCAUUAUGGGGUAUUGAGUGUAGAAUUUUGAGAAAAAAAAUUAACUUCAUCCAUUUUGGAACAAGGCCACAACAUAAAAUGCGGAAAAAGUGAAGCGCUGUGAAUACUUUCUGGAUCCACUGUAAAUAAAAAAAUAUUCACAAACAUUUGUAAUUAUGUGACAAAUCUAAAGCUAUGCAAACAAAAAGUGCAUCACAUCUCUUCUUUAUACUACUUUAUCUUCUUGUACUGCAAUAAAUUCAUUUCUGGAUAGAAUUGAUAUUUUAUAUCAGAGACAAAACUUUAAAAAUCAAUAAACUAUUUUCUCACGU